Molecule: messenger RNA, 1580 nt
Organism: Lindgomyces ingoldianus
Lineage: Eukaryota; Fungi; Ascomycota; Dothideomycetes; Pleosporales; Lindgomycetaceae
Product: alcohol dehydrogenase GroES-like domain-containing protein
Exons: 1
Coding region: 157-1170 (337 amino acids)
Molecular function (GO): oxidoreductase activity, acting on NAD(P)H
Source: RefSeq, a predicted model, not a curated record
GUUCGAAAGGAUGAGUGGUGGAUUAUAUACCGGAACCUGCCCCACGCUCACUAGUCUCUGGAGCCACCCCCGACGACCUGUAACAUCUUAUUCCUUUCUCAAAUCCAUCUACUUCACCCGUUUCUACUAGUUCACCCGUUUCCCACUAGGACCGCCAUGGCCAACCUCGCCGCUGUCAUCACAGCCGCCAAGACACCCAUCAAGGUCCAAGAAGUCGAGAUUGGCAAGCCGGGCCCACAUGAACUUCUCGUCAAGAACGAAGUAAUUGCGUUCAAUCCGGUGGAGUUUAAAAUUGCCAGGCUCGCUAUUUUCCCAAUCCAAUACCCUGCUAUCCUGGGCUCCUCCUUCGGCGGAACGGUCGAGGCUGUUGGAUCCCAAGUUUCAAGCUUUAGGGUUGGGGACAAAGUCGCGGCGUCGAAGAACUUUAGCGCCGUCGGUACUCAAUAUGGUGCAUAUCAGAGAUACACAGUAGUUGGGGAGGACACUACGAGCAAAGUACCGGAGGGUAUCGACGUUGCGAUUCCAACUAGCUUGCUUGGAAAUUUGCCUACGAUUGUCGCUCUAUUCACCGGACGCGCUGGAUUGGAUAAGCCCAGUUUCGAUGGACCCGUCUCCGCGAAGGACAAGAAGGUUUUGGUCUACGGUGGCUCGUCUAGCUUUGGGAGUCUUUCAGUGCAAUACGUCAAGCAAGCAGGGUAUACUGUCGUUACUACGUCCUCGCCGCCCCACUGGGACUUUGUCUCAAAGCUGGGUGCAGUAGCCGUCGUCGAUCACAAGCAAGAGCAUGGCGCUCUUGUUAAGGCCCUGGUGGCUGAAGGACCUUAUGAUCUUAUUGUUGACUCCAUCUCAUUUCCAAACACAGUUGCGGUCACUGCAGAAGUUGUUGCUGCACAAGGCGGAGGAAAGCUUUACACCCUCCAACCUGCUUUUGGUCCAGAGACCCUGCCAGAGGGCGUAACCCGCGUAUUUGAAUCGUGGUCAAGCACUAUGGAUAAUGAUCUGCGAUCCUGGGCGUUUACUACGUAUCUUCCACAAGGUCUUUCUGGUGGGAAAAUCAUCCCUCUCCCUAUUGAGAAGAUCGAAGGUGGUCUAGAUGGUGUUAGCGAUGCCCUUGACAGGUUGCAGAAGGGUGUGAGCGGUGUGAAGCUGAUUGUUGAUCCCUGGGAAUAAAUCCAACGGAGUGUAAUGAAUACAGAAGUUUAAAGAUUCGAAUCUGCUUUGUGCCUUCGCAGCCUGAGGAUCCGGAUCAAGCGGAGACAUCCAGCUGCACCUAAGUGCCUCCAUGUGAAGCUCCGUUUACCUGAGCCAUAUCGAGCUAUAUCAGACUUGGUGUCUGCAGAGUGAAAUAAUCAGCCUAUCCAGCAUCUCGAUUUCCAUCCUCGGAAGGCUUCAAACCCUGCCGUUCCUUCCAGGCUGUAGGACACCACAGUGGAGUGUCGGAUCACCUACAAAGGGCGGAUGCAGCUUGGUGACAGCAUUAAUAGGAAAUGGCGUUCUAUCAGGGGUUACGAACGAUUCUUGAGGGAAAAUUGACAAUGAUCAUGUUAACGUGGUCGAGGUUAUGGAGGUCGUGGAGUUCA